AUGAAGGACCAGACUCAUAGGGAUAACAGUAUUAACAACAAGAAGGUACAGGGCAAGAAGGAGAUCCAAGAGAAGGCUCAAAUUCAACAACAAAAACAGGAUAUAACACAAGGAAUGAAAGAAACCAACGACAACAACAAAGAGAGGACACAAAAACAGCAAAGUCAAGAUCAACAGGAAACAGUUCACCUUAAUACAAAAGCUGAAAAUACAAGGAAAGCAAAAUCUAAAGAAAAUACCAACAACAAUGCCGAGGUUAGGAAACAACAUCAAGAUAUCACCAACAACACCAAGACCAGUAUGUAUCAAAAGGAGGGGCACAGGGUCAAUAAUAUCAAUAACAAGACCAACAACUAUCAAAAUGAGGGAGACAAAAGGACACAAGACAGUAGCAGAGCAGACAAAUACAGAAUUACUCACAAAGAAUUGGAACAGGAGAACAACAACAACAACAUGAGCAAGAGAAUGACCAAAAGAAUAGAAAAGCAAAAAAGAAAAAACAACAGGGAUGUUAGUGAGCAGAUGAAAAGAAGAACACAGUGA
Molecule: messenger RNA, 543 nt
Organism: Lycium barbarum (goji berry)
Lineage: Eukaryota; Viridiplantae; Streptophyta; Magnoliopsida; Solanales; Solanaceae
Exons: 1
Coding region: 1-543 (180 amino acids)
Source: RefSeq, a predicted model, not a curated record